This is a messenger RNA of Astrephomene gubernaculifera, 3776 nucleotides long. The record is from the annotation of a GenBank genome assembly. Lineage: Eukaryota; Viridiplantae; Chlorophyta; Chlorophyceae; Chlamydomonadales; Astrephomenaceae.
AGCGUGCUUGCUUUUCGCAGGGUGUUUUAGUGGGUACUUCGGCAAUAGCUGCCGAACCCCUCGCCCGCAAAAAGUGCACUCUCGCUAAAAAGACCUAUUGCAGCGUUUGUACCUAGAGUGACGGCAGGUUUUGUUUAAUUUAAUUCAUUUUGGGCAAAGCGCACUCGUUACCGGAUUUUGACAGCCGCCGUCAGGACAGAUGUCUGUGGUGGACGUUGCUGAGGGCAAAGAUUAUUCUUUUCCCAAAGAGGAAGAGAAGAUCUUGCAGCUCUGGGAUCGCUUGGAUGCCUUUAAUGAACAACUGCGCCGGACUGAGGGCAAGCCGGAGUACAUUUUCUACGAUGGGCCUCCGUUUGCAACCGGGCUUCCGCACUACGGGCACAUCCUUGCUGGAACUUUAAAGGAUAUCGUGACCCGGUAUGCGUCGGCGACUGGUCACCAUGUGACACGUCGCUUCGGCUGGGACUGCCAUGGCCUGCCGGUCGAGUACGAGAUCGACAAGAAGCUUAACGUCAAGACCCGUGACGACGUGUUGAACAUGGGCAUCGGAACCUACAACGAGGAGUGCCGCAGCAUCGUCAUGAGGUACUCGAAGGAGUGGGAGAAGACCGUCAAGCGGCUGGGUCGGUGGAUCGACUUUGAGAACGACUACAAGACGCUGGACCCCUCCUUCAUGGAGAGCGUGUGGUGGGUCUUCUCGCAGCUGUACGAGAAGGGGCUGGUGUACCGGGGGUUCAAGGUGAUGCCCUUCUCCACCGCCUGCUCCACCCCGCUCUCCAACUUCGAGGCGGGCCUCAACUACAAGGACGUCAGCGACCCGGCGGUCAUGGUGUCCUUCCCCGUGCUGGGCGACCCCGACGGCGCCAGCCUGGUAGCCUGGACCACCACCCCCUGGACGCUGCCCUCCAACGUGGCGCUGUGCGUGCACCCGGAGCUGUCGUACGUCAAGGCUCGCGACAACGAGAAGGGCAAGGUGUACAUUGUGGCGGAGGCUCGGCUGCACGCACUGCCCGGGGCCGUGCCCAAGCCCAAGAAGGGGGCGAAGAAGGACGACAAGCCCGAGGGCGGGUUCGAGGUGCUGUCCCGGCUGCCGGGUCGGGAGCUGGUGGGCCUGCGCUACCAGCCGCUGUUCCCCUUCUUCGCCCCCCUGGCGGCCGCGGAGGGGGCGGCCAAGGGCGCCUUCAGGGUGGUGGCGGACACGUACGUCACGGACGACAGCGGCACGGGUGUCGUACACCAGGCUCCCGCCUUUGGCGAGGACGACUACCGCGUGUGCCUCCACAACGGGGUGUGCGAGAAGGGCGACUCGCUGCCCUGCCCCGUGGACCUGAACGGCAGGUUCACGGAGGAGGUGCCGACGUUCAAGGGAAUGCACGUCAAGGAGGCCGACAAGGACAUCAUCGCGUCCAUCAAGGAGGCGGGUCGGCUGGUGGACCACUCCUCCAUCACCCACUCGUACCCCUUCUGCUGGCGCUCCGACACGCCGCUCAUCUACCGCGCAGUGCCCUCCUGGUUCGUGGCGGUGGAGAGCAUCAAGGAGCGGCUGCUGCACAACAACACGCUGACCUACUGGGUGCCCGCCUACGUGAAGGAGAAGCGCUUCCACAACUGGCUGGAGAACGCGCACGACUGGGCGGUCAGCCGCAGCCGCUUCUGGGGCACCCCCAUCCCCAUCUGGGCCAGCGAGGACGGGGAGGAGAUAGUGUGUGUGGGCUCCAAGGAGCAGCUGGAGCAGCUGACGGGGGAGAAGGUGACCGACCUGCACCGCCACUUCAUCGACCACCUCACCAUCCCCUCCUCCCGCCCCGGCCACCCGCCCCUGCGCCGGGUGGAUGACGUGUUCGACUGCUGGUUCGAGUCGGGCUCCAUGCCGUACGGGCAGCUGCACUACCCCUUUGAGAACAAGCAGCUAUUCGAGGCCAACUUCCCAGCGGACUUUGUGGCGGAGGGUCUGGACCAGACCCGCGGCUGGUUCUACACGCUGAUGGUUCUGAGCACGGCGCUGUUCGACAAGCCCGCCUUCAAGCACCUGGUGUGCAACGGCCUGGUGCUGGCGGCGGACGGCAAGAAGAUGAGCAAGCGGCUCAAGAACUACCCGGAUCCCACCGAGGUACUGGACAAGUACGGAGCCGACGCGCUGCGACUGUACCUCAUCAACUCGCCCGUCGUGCGCGCAGAGACGCUGCGGUUCAAGGAGGAGGGUGUGUUUGCGGUGGUGAAGGACGUCUUCCUGCCCUGGUACAACGCCUACCGCUUCCUCAUCCAGAACAUCCUGCGUCUGGAGAUGGAGACGGGCGCCCGCUUCACGCCCACCCCGCCCGCCCAGCUGCGACCCACCAACGUGCUGGACCGCUGGAUCGGAGCCGCAUCGCGCUCGCUCAUCGCGUACGUGGCCACUGAGAUGGGCGCGUACCGGCUGUACACGGUGGUGCCGUACCUGGUCAAGUUCAUCGAGAGCCUCACCAACGUGUACGUGCGCUACAACCGCAAGCGGCUCAAGGGCUCCAAGGGUCGCGAGGACACCGCCACCGCCCUCUCCUGCCUCUUCAACGUGCUGCUGGAUGUGUGCAAGGUGAUGGCCCCCUUCACCCCCUUCCUCACCGAGUCCAUGUACCAGAACCUGCGUGCCGCGCUGCCCGCCGGCGAGGCGCCCGAGUCGGUGCACUGGUGCGACUUCCCGCCCGUGCAGCAGGCGCAGGAGGGCGACGAGCGCAUCCAGCUGUCCGUGGACCGCAUGCAGCGUGUCAUCGAGUUGGGUCGCACCAUCCGCGAGCGGCGCAACAAGCCGCUGAAGAGCCCCCUCACGCGGCUGGUGGUGGUGCACUCGGACACCGACUUCCUGCAGGACAUCCAGGGCGAGCUGCGGGAGUACGUGGAGAGCGAGCUCAACGUGCGCCGCGUGGAGGUGUGCGCCGACCCGCUGCAGUACGCCUCCCUGCGCGCGCAGCCCGACUGGCAGGCGCUGGGGAAGCGGCUGGGCAAGUCCAUGGGCGCGGUGGCGGGCGCCAUCAAGGACCUCACACCCGACCAGAUCCUGUCGUACGAGAGCAGCGGAUCCAUCAGCGUGGCGGGACAUACCCUGGAGGCGGGGGAGAUCAAGGUGCUCCGCGACUUCAAGGUGCCGGAGGGCGUGUCCCCGGAUGAUGUGGACGCCAACGGAGACGGCGAGGUGCUGGCGGUGCUGGACCUGCGGGUGGACGACAGCCUGGUGGCGGCGGGGCUGGCCAGGGAGAUGGUCAACAGGUUCCAGAAGCUGCGCAAGUCCGCCGGCCUGGUCCUCACGGACAAGGUGGACCUCUUCUUCAACCCCGCACCCGAGCAGCCCGCCACCGCCGCCGCCCUCGCAGCACUCGUGGCGGAUCACGGCGACUACCUGCGCGAGUCGCUCGGAGUCAAUGUGCUGCCAGCCGCCGUACGACCCGCCUCCGCCGUCGUCAUUGCGACGGAGCGGACGUCGAUCGGCGGCGCCGACGGCUCACUGGCCUUCACGGCCGUACUGGCGACGCCGGCGGCGACUGUGCCGCGGGGUCCGCUGCUGGCGGCGUGCGGCGGGAGUGAGGAGCUAGCGGAGGCGGUGGCGGUGGUGGUGGCCUCGCGCGAGCUGGGGAGGUUGCAGGCGGAGGUCGGGGAGGCGGGCGGGGCGCUGGUGGUGCGGGUGAAUGGUGCGAGUGUGACGUUGACGGCGGGCAAGGAGCUGUUCUUCUCGGCCUCGGCGGCGGCUGCGGCAUUGGCGGGGGUUGAGGUGACGGCGAAUGGCACUGCGUGAGGGCUGUGGG